AAAGACGCUCCUCAAUUUUGAAAAAACCCUCCAUAGUAUCUCUUCUACAGAACCUUGAGUUUUCGGAGAACCUCGAAUCUCAAUGGAAUCAAUGGCUUCAGAUCCCGAACUUGACAUGGAUGAAGGAGAUCUGGAGAAAUUGGAGUCAGAUGUGAAGCAGAUGGCCAAGAAGAUCUCCGAGUACAGGCAAACCCUACCGGAUCAUCUCAGGAACACUCUUGAUUCUGCGCUAUCUUCCCACAUACCCGUUUUCCCCAACAUCGAUUCCGGGUCGGAUCCUCUUCCGUCGUCAUGCCUCACUAUCGCAGAAGCACAGGUACCUGGUGUGUUGGAAGAGCAAGACUCUGAAGAGAAAUGGAUUCAGCUCAAGGAAAGAAUGUCGAGGAACGCUGCGAAUAUACCUAAAGUUGUAAAGAGAAUGCGAGAAUGUAUAGAGAGUAUCGACAAACUCGAUUCUUUGGAAGUUACCAUUCACCCGGCAUUCAAAAGGCAAAGAAUUAACUGACUAUUUCUCCUUCAUGCUUAGGCUCUCCAUAGUAUUUUCUUAGGAAAGAUAUGUGUGCUGAUUUGUGAAUAUGUAAUUCUAGAUUGAUCUGGCAUGUACAUUGGUGUCGUUUGAUUCAAAACAUUCACAACAUGAUAUUUGAUUGUGCAAGUACUAGGGAAGAGAUUAAG
Molecule: messenger RNA, 675 nt
Organism: Arabidopsis thaliana (thale cress)
Lineage: Eukaryota; Viridiplantae; Streptophyta; Magnoliopsida; Brassicales; Brassicaceae
Exons: 2
Coding region: 83-505 (140 amino acids)
Source: RefSeq, marked reviewed